CUGAUGGACCAUUUAAAGAAACAAUUAAAGAAAUGCAAAUAAUAGACGAUCACAAAAUUAUCGAAAAAGAAAUUUUAGAAACAAAAGAAAUCAUCGAUGAUCAUCGAAUUAGUGACAAAGAAAUUAUUCCAGCAACAUUAGAAAUUGAAGAAAUACCUAUUGUUGAAAAACAGGAUGAUAUCCAAGAACACCGCAUUGAAAAAGAAGAUGUACCUCUGAGAAUAUCUCACGUUGAUAAAGAUGACAAGAUUAAAGAAAAAGAAGAUUCGUCAAAAAUUUCACCCACUCGGGAAAUUUCAAUGGAAAUUCCUAUCUCUUCAAUCGAUGAUAACAUAAAACAAGGAACAGACACAGAACGGACAACCGAAGAUCACACCAGUAAAAAGGAUAAUGUUUUCUCAGAAAUGUUUAAAGUUGUCCAUUCGUUGGUCGAUAAAUUGACGAACGGCAAAAGAUCAAGAAAAACGAGCAUAGAAGAAGUUGCAAUCACUGAAUUUCCAGAUGAUAAAAUUAUUCAAAAAGAAGUACCAUUGUUACCUCCUGCCGAUGACAAGGAGAAAUAUCAAGAAGAAAGUUCGAUUACCAGUGAACCAUCCGUUUCUCAAGUGAAUAGUGAUUCGAUAAAAUUAAUAGAAGAGCAAAUGGACGAUGAGCAAAUCGCAUCAAAAGACAAACCUCUCGAUUCCACAGAUGACAAAGUAGUUACCAGUCCAGAAGAAACGACAUACAAGAGCGUGCAAAUUGAUAUCGCGUCAAAAUCAAAGAAACCUCUCGAAAAAGUAGAAAUUGAUAAACCUUUAAAAGACGAUUCAGCAUCAUCGAUACAAUCAGCGGACGAAAAAAUAAAGGAUAGCAAAGGCAUCAUCAAAAUAAGCGAGGAAUCGAAAGAAGCGAUUCCAGAUAAUGAAAGGAUGGAUGUGAAACCAGUACGAAUUAUCGAGGAGGAGUUUCACGAACCAACGUCGAGUAAAGCGAGCGCUAGUUUUCAGGAGAUCGAAUCGCUUCUUCGAAGUUCUUCACAGACGACGACACAGGGAAAGGAAAAGUUAAUCUCCGACUCGAUUAUAUCCGAAACUUCAACAGAUUCCGCGAAAACAUUGGAAUUUGAAAAGCAAUUGAAGUCAGAAAGCAAACAGAUUGAAUUACACGAAAUGGAACAAUUUGUCGAGGGAGAAAGUUUCAUCGCGGGAGGCGAAAUUCAGAGGGAGACAACAUGGUUCCCCGAGGGAGGAUCGCAGAGCCCGGAAUCUGAUGUGCACACGAUUGUUUACAGGGACGAAUCGGAUAAGCAAGAAGAUCUAACUAACGGGAAAAUGGAUAAAACUUGGAAGAAACGCGUAGAGGAUAGAGAGGGGAUACCUGUUGAAGAAGAAUACGUAAGCCUUCCACUUUUUACCAGCAUAAUAGAUACGAUGGAUGAUUCCGAGGACAGUGAUUCAUCGAGCGAUAUUUCCAGGAAGACAACGUUAACCACCAGACCGUAUCAAACGCCGCGACAUCGUGCUCGACUCGAGGUUUCCGAGAGAGAGAGCAGUCAAACGGAGGAAGUAACUGAAACGGGAAGUAUCGGGGAUGAGGAACAAGCGAUAUUAGCUAUCGAGGUGAUAGGGAAUGGAAACGUGGACUCUCCGAAAGAGGAAAGGAUGCUUGAAAAAGUUGAAGACGCGGGUAUGGAACGAGCUCCUUCGACGAGAUCAACCGAGAAAGGUGAACAAACUGGAUCGAGGGAAGAAUUUAUAAAUGUACAACCGUGUUUAAGUGGAGAAAAGUUAACGACAAAGAGCGACACGGAGAUAGAGAAAGAGUCUUCAACGAAAGAUACGGAGGAUAGAAAAUCUGAAACGAAAACGGAUGGAAAAAUUGAAGGCGAACCGUCGUCGGUCUCCAAACUUGCAAAAACUGAUACUUUCAAAGUUUCAACCGAUAAAAAGGAACAAGAGAGGAAAAAAAUAGCCCCGCGAAGGAAGAAAAAAAGUUGGUCGGAGGAAUCUCCGGGCGAAGAGAGGCCGACGCAUUCUCACGAUGCGGCGAGUGGGCAUCGCGCGCGAGGGAAGCUAUUGGACGAUCGAUCGAGGCAAAAGGAUAGCGAUAAAACGAAACAAUCGAGAAGACGGGAGGAAGAAUCACAGAAGCAGAGGCAAUUCACAUCGAGAUUGAAGAUCGAGAAGGAUAAGAAAUCAUCGAGCGGUAGCGAGAAAUAUGCAACCCCGUCGAAAAGCGGGGAGAUCGAUACGAGUAAAACGCAGCCAAAAUAUAUGGCGUGGUACAAAAAGAAUCGAGAGGAAAUGGAAAAGAGGAGAGCCGAAUUAAUGGCCACGGAUGACGAGGAGCAGCUUCCACGAUGGUUACGAAGAAGCAUGAGAAGCCAGAGAGCCGAGAGGGAGGAUAAAAAGCAGUCGAGUCAGAAAACCGCUGACACGACUCCGCGGACGAGACGCAAAGUUAAACCUUUGGUAAACGUUGAAUCCGAACAAUUGAAGGCCAUUGUUCGCCAAGGUAGAAAAUUAAGGAGAGCCGAAGGAGGGAAGAACGAGGAUCCACCGGUACAGAUAUUCGCCACGACUCCGCCCCACGAUACCAAGCAUCAUUUGAUGCAACAUUCUGAAUAUAAAUACGAAAAAACGCCCGCGCCGUUUUACCUUCAUCCCCCUCCUGCCCCUCAUCCUUCGCCCCAAUUAUCGCCGGAACAUUUCGAAAUUCCGCCAACGAUGGAACGCGAACGUACGGAUGAAGAAUUCGAUUCCGGGAUACAGGUGUCGUUACAGGCUGGAAAUAGGCGACACCAACAAUUAUUGGAAAAGAAGAGUGUGUUCGAUAUCGCGUAUAGCGAAGCGGCACCCUCUCAAUUACGUUCAGACAGUACCACACCUCCGUCCUAAGGUAAUAGCAUUAGAAUCGUUUUGUUUUGUGGAAGAAUCUCCGUUGUUCGAUUUUUUAAUUACAGAGGACGUAUAAUAUUGUUGAAUAUCUUUUUAUGUUUUAUAUGGGUAUAUAUAAACGAUGAAUUAAUGAGUUGAAACGAGAACGUGCUGAAUGAUAGCCUCGAUCCAUGAAUUUUUAAAUGUUACGUUUUUAAAAAAGAAACAACGCAAACAGAUUAAAUCGAAAAGAAGAAUUAAAUUACGCACAAAAUGCAGGGUUAAUUAUAAAAUAGAAUUUCAAAAAUUGUUGUGGAAAAAAAUUAUAGGGACGUGACGUUUUAGGAUUUGUUAGAGAAUAAGUAUGAAUAACUUUCUUAUGAAAUCGUUUCAGAAAUAAAUAUCAUUCGUACAAUUCAUUACUUUAAAAACCAUUUUGUUAAUGUUAUUUAUUGCCGUCCGAUGAAAAAAUAGCACAUCGAUUCGAUGACCAAUUUUAUAUUACGAUUGUUAUCCCAAUAUUCCAAUGUUUAUAAUUAUCUUGUAAAU
Messenger RNA from Apis florea (little honeybee), 3407 nucleotides. Its product is annotated as ankyrin repeat domain-containing protein 12-like. Lineage: Eukaryota; Metazoa; Arthropoda; Insecta; Hymenoptera; Apidae. The record is from RefSeq and is a predicted model, not a curated record.